UGCCUAGGCCAAACUCCAUCCCAACGGAACCCUCCAAGCUAUGAGACCGCACUUGCGAUUCAUCCAGACGUAUAAUAAUCUGCCUGAAUCAUCAGACGCCUCGAAACAAAGUGCAUAUAAGGGAGGUCCUGAUCGCUGGGAGUUAGUUUUGAACGCGCGCGCGACCAUGUUGCGCCAUAUAGUGUUGUGUCUAGCGGUGUGCGCGUACGCAGCGGCGCACAAGGAACGCCACCACCGGAAACCUAGCACAGAAUCACCACCAACUGGGGAUCCCAUAACAAUAACGCCGUCGGGAGCCAUCCGCGGAUCAUGGAUGACGACGCGGCGCGGGCGGCACGUGCAAGCCUACCGCGGCAUACCCUACGCGGAGCCGCCUACGGGAGAAUAUAGGUUCCAGCCCCCAAGACUGAUCACCAGCUACUCUUCGGAGGUGAACGCGACGGCGGAGGGCCCGGGAUGCCCGCAGCCGGUGGCCACUUCGAACUUCUACAUCGACGAGGAUUGUCUCCGGCUCAAUGUCUACACUACUAACAACCAGAGGAAAAACCCCGUUCCGGUACUGGUGUACCUACACUCUGGUGGAUUCUACUCGGGCUCGGGCCGCAGCGACGUGGCCGGGCCGAGCUACCUGCUGGACCGGGAGCUGGUGCUGGUGGCCGUCAACUACCGCCUGGCCUCGCUCGGUUUCAUAAGCACGGGCGACGAGCACGCACCAGGCAAUAACGGGCUCAAGGACCAAGUGGCAGCCCUGAAGUGGGUGCAGACCAACAUCAGGUCCUUUGGAGGGGACCCAAGCCGCGUCACGCUGGCGGGAUGCAGCGCCGGCGCGUUUAGUGUCAUGCUGCACAUGCUCUCGCCUAUGUCUAAAGGUCUAUUCCACCGCGGCAUCUCCAUCAGCGGGUCCCCUAUAUCCCAAGCCCCGGAGCGCUACCACCAGCGCGAGUUGGCCGAGCGCCAGGCGCGACUGGUGGGCUGUCCCACCACCAGUUCUAAAGAGAUCAUCGACUGUCUGAAGACCAAGGACUACAGGGAGAUUGGUGACACGCUGGACGGGUUCUUCGAUUUCGGCUACGACCCGGUGCUGGUGUGGGCACCUGUCAUCGAGCCCGACGUAGGCCAGGAGCGGUUCCUAGACUUAAGCCCCUUGGAGAUGGUCCAGCAGGGCAAGAUGCAUUCAGUGCCUUACAUCAUCAGUCAGACCACUGGCGAGUUCUUCUGGAAGGCCUUCAAUGUCCUUGCAAAUGAAACGUACACAACUACAAUGGACAAAGAAUGGGACCGAAUUGCUCCCAUCUCGUUUAUACUGCCAAAGGAAAAUGCCGCGGAAAAGGCUCAGAAGUUAAGGCAAGAGUUUUUGGGCGGCAGACAGUUAGUGAAUGAUUCGUUCACCGCAGAUGGACUGGGGAAGCUGUAUGGAGACUCGAUCAUUGGGUUCGGAGUUCAUCGCCUGGCGAACCUGAUGUGCAAGCACUCGCCGCAUAAAGUGUACUACUACGAGUUUGCACAUGUUGGCAACAGCAGCCACUACAUCGACCCCGAAACCGGUUGUGCCGUCAAGGCGGCGCACCACGACGACCUGAUCUACUUAUUCUCACUGCCGGCCGCCUUCCCGCUCAUACCGCCGGCCGAUACCAAGGACUCGCACGUCGUCGACAAGAUGACGGCUCUGUACUACAACUUCGCCAGGAAUGGUGACCCGAACCCAUCAGGCAGCAGUUCCGAGCUGGGCAGCCUGCACUGGCCGGCCAUGACGCCCGCCACGCGCCGCUACCUGCGAGUCGGGUCCUCGCUCGAUGUACGCGAGAACUUGUUCGAACACCGCUUCCGCGUGUGGAAUCGCCUGUAUCCUAUAGAGAACUAGUUAAGUGCUGCAGUAUGUUCACACAUUUCUAUAAAGUUAACUAUCCCCUAGUGACUUGACUUAAGGUCCUAUGUCCCCUAGAUGGGGCAGAGGGCGUCCACAACAGUCCUCCAUCUCGUUCGGUCUUGAGCUUCGCGCUUCAUAUCGCUCCAAGUCUUGCCGAUCUAUCCUCUAGUAACUCAAAAUUAUUAAAGUCCGGUCGCGCAGCAGAUAGAAUGUCGUACAAUGACCCCAAGCUACCCAUCCUUUUCGCUCGCGCGUAAUUAUAUUGCUGUCGCGACUGAGAGACGGGCGGCAGUGAG
Molecule: messenger RNA, 2163 nt
Organism: Ostrinia nubilalis (European corn borer)
Lineage: Eukaryota; Metazoa; Arthropoda; Insecta; Lepidoptera; Crambidae
Product: carboxylic ester hydrolase-like
Exons: 11
Coding region: 41-1861 (606 amino acids)
Source: RefSeq, a predicted model, not a curated record